AGUCUUCUUCCCACUUACCAGCACCAAAGGAUGUGAAGGUUUAUUCCUAUAACUUCCAUAGUUCCCUGAGAUGGUCUCCUGUUGAAGUGGAUAGAGGCUUGGUGUUAUAUACAGUCCAUUUUAAAACAGGCGCCUUUGACCGGUGGGAUGAGAUGAACUGCACCCGGAUUGCCCAGACGGAAUGCUCCUUCCCCUGGUCUCCAAAGGAGCGGCACUGGACUUUUUUUUUGCGCGUGAGGGCCGAGCUGGGGCAAGUGACUUCUGAGUGGGUGGAAACAGAUCCCUUUGUGGCAGAGCAAAGCACUACUAUAGGACCGCCUACAGUGAACAGCGUGACUGAAAGGCCUCACUCACUUCUCAUUAGUGUCUCGCCCCCAUUUAGAUCUGAAGCAGGUGACUUGCUUCAGUAUCAUGUGUCCUACUGGGAGAACACAACAAGUACUACUAAAAAAGAAACAGAGACGAGCAAUACACUGUUUGAAAUCAGAAAUCUAAAGGAAUUGACACUUUAUUGUUUUAGUAUUCAAACAGAAUUGAGGACACAUUCGGAGAUCCAGUUACUUGGAGAGCAAAGUGUCCCAGAGUGUCGCAGAACUACCAUCAGUGAGGGAACCAUGGCUGGAUAUAUUAUCCUAAUAUUUAUGGUGGUGUUAGUUUUUCUAAAUCUGGUAACAGUUGGUUUGCUGCUUCUGUGGAGACACCACAAAAGAAUUAAAUAUUGGUCUCAGCCACCUUUAAAAAUCCCGUCGCACUUUGAAGAGUAUUUGAAGGACCCUAGCAUACCUGACUUAGAAGUGUUGGACACUUACACCGAGGACGAUCCCCAAGAUUCCGUAUCUGUUGUGUUUUGUGGAGAAGGAAGUCAAGCCUGUGCCAGUGGUCCAGCUGGCCAAGCUCAUUCACUCAGCACCCGCAGGGACAGCAAAGUAACAUAA
This is a messenger RNA of Apaloderma vittatum (bar-tailed trogon), 935 nucleotides long. Its product is annotated as interferon gamma receptor 2-like. The annotation marks the transcript as partial. NCBI's taxonomy places the organism in Eukaryota, Metazoa, Chordata, Aves, Trogoniformes, Trogonidae. Gene Ontology annotation, molecular function: protein binding. The transcript is spliced from 6 exons. The record is from RefSeq and is a predicted model, not a curated record.